Molecule: messenger RNA, 901 nt
Organism: Formica exsecta
Lineage: Eukaryota; Metazoa; Arthropoda; Insecta; Hymenoptera; Formicidae
Gene: mRpL48
Exons: 5
Coding region: 277-810 (177 amino acids)
Cellular component (GO): mitochondrial ribosome
Source: RefSeq, a predicted model, not a curated record
CCAGAUUUAUUACAUUUUCCGUCUCGAUAUCCAUGAUUUUCUUAGCAAGCUAGAUAAUAUCAAGAUUAACAUUUGUUGUAGAAUAUUAGCACAAGUGGAAGAUUGACAGGUGGCAGUUUUAGGAACAAGUGGCGCAAAGGCACAAGUAAUCAGCUGAUUGGGAUGAGAGGAACCUUAUACUUUUACAAAAGUUAAAGUGACACUAUUCUUGACAAUCAGAUUUUUGAAUUAAAGUUUUCUGAAGAUCAGUUUCGUUAUUGUUUCUUAUCACGGAAAAUGACUUUAAAUCUGAUCAAACAGAUUAUACGGAUUAAACAACAUUCAUUCGUAACGAAAACCUUAUCUGCAAAAUUUUAUACCGGAAGCUUGUACGAGCCUGAUUAUCUAGAGACAGGAAAAUCGAAAUUUCCACUUUUACCUAUGAUAAAUAUACAAAUUAAGGGUUACGACUAUUCAGUGCUCGAAUGUUAUCAAACAUUCAUGGAUAAAUUGGCAGAUAGCAUGCAAAUUGAUGUAGACAAUAGUUGGGCAUUACCACCUCAGGAAUUGAAGAUCCAGAAAUAUAAAACUGGAACAAUGACAGUUAUAUCUGAAUACAAUCUUAAAAUUUAUGAAAGAUAUACACAAUUAUCAGAGGUAUCUGCUAUUAAAUGUUCCAUAUUAAUCAGAGCAUUAGAAGCAUCUCUUCCACAGGGCGUUACUCUUAAUGUAGAUACUUUCGAUCCUGCAUUAGAGCGGAAGCGAUAUGUACCAGACAAAGAAUUACUUGAUUUGAAAUCUACAUUAGAUACAAUGAAGAACAAAACUUAAUAAAUUAUUGCAAUUGAUAUAAAAUCUAAAUGCAAAUACAAUGCUCUUGUAUGUAUGUAUAUUAAUGUAUAAAGAUACUUUUCCAUUAUAA